GUCCUCUGCAAGUUGAAACACAGCCCGUUAUGUUAAAGUCCCGCAGCCCCGCAGAUUCAGCCUCACCCAGAGUAGACUCCCAGGGCCCCCGGGAAUGUUAGGAGAGAGUGAGGAGAGACGAGGGAGACGCCGGGAGAACAGGUCUCCGGAGCCGGGGCGGGAAGUCUCUCUCCGCGUCUGAUUGGCUGGCCCGUGGGGCGUGGCUCCUCGUCUCCAGUCCAAGAUGGCUGCGUCCAUGGCGCGGUUCGUGGGGCCUUUUCUGGCUCGCCGGGGGCUCCGGGCCCGAGGACGCUGCGUGGGCGCCCAGAACCCGAGGAGAAGUUUCGCCGCGGAGAAGCGAGUGCGGAACCUCCUGUAUGAACACGCGCGCGAGGGCUACAGCGAGCUUCCGUCCUUGGACAUGGAGUCGGUGUGCGCAUGCCCGGAAGCCACGGCGCGCGCCCUGGAGCUCCGCAAGGGGGAGCUGCGGCCGGCCGACCUGCCUGCGAUCGUAAACCAAGACAACGACCAAGUGCAGAAGGACCCUCGAUAUCAGGGUCUGCGGGCCCGAGGCCGGGAAAUCCGGAAACAACUCACACCAUUGUACCCCAGAGAGACCCAGCUGGAGGAGGAGUUCUACCAGCAGGCACUGAGAUUGCCCAACCAAACCCACCCAGACACGCAGCAAGCUUAUCAACAGGGGCUUCACCCCCAUGACGGUUCCAGACCUUCUUCGAGGAGCCGUGUUUGAAGGCUGUGGAAUGACACCAAACGCCAACCCAUCCCAAAUUUACAAUAUCGACCCCUCCCGAUUCAAAGAUCUCAACCUGGCUGGGACAGCGGAGGUGGGGCUGGCAGGAUACUUCAUGGACCACACUGUGGCUUUCAGGGACCUGCCAGUCAGGAUGGUCUGUGCCAGCACCUGCUACCGGGCCGAGACGGACACCGGGAAGGAGCCUUGGGGGUUGUACCGAGUUCAUCACUUCACUAAAGUUGAGAUGUUUGGGGUGACAGCCCCUGGGCUGGAGCAGAGCUCGCAGCUGCUGGACGAGUUCCUGUCCCUGCAGGUGGAGAUCUUGACUGAGCUGGGCUUGCACUUCCGGGUGCUGGACAUGCCCACCCAGGAGCUGGGCCUUCCCGCCUAUCGCAAGUUCGACAUUGAGGCCUGGAUGCCUGGCCGAGGCGGAUACGGAGAGGUCACCAGUGCCUCCAACUGCACGGACUUCCAGAGCCGCCGUCUGUAUAUCAUGUUUGAGUCGGAGACUGGGGAGCUGCAGUUCACACACACGGUGAAUGCCACGGCUUGUGCUGUUCCCCGAGUCCUCAUUGCUCUUCUGGAGAGCAAUCAGCAAAAGGAUGGUUCCGUCCUUGUGCCUGCUGUCCUCCAGCCCUACGUAGGCACUGACCGGAUCACAGCCCCCACCCAUGUGCCUCUCCAGUACAUCGGCCCCAACCAGCCCCAGAAGCCCAGGCUCCCUGGCCCGCCUGCUGCCAGCUGACAACUGUCUGCUCUAGAGGCCCCAGACACUUAGAACCUCUACCCUGGAGCUGGCCCUGAUGUCUUUGUACUUGCCACCUGCCCUCCUGAACUCCUGGGUCUCUCUCUCUCUCUCUUUCUUCCUGGCUACUGAAUUAUUGUCAUUAACCCCUAUUAUCACUGGGGCUGUCGCCCAGAAGCAUGUCUCAGCCUGUGAUGCGAAGGACAUCUAGGAAGAGCCACAGAACUCCAUCCCAUCUUUACAAUAAAUGGUCACAAGACAAAGUCUUCUGCA
Molecule: messenger RNA, 1751 nt
Organism: Cricetulus griseus (Chinese hamster)
Lineage: Eukaryota; Metazoa; Chordata; Mammalia; Rodentia; Cricetidae
Source: RefSeq, a predicted model, not a curated record